AUGAAGACAGAAGGAGAUGUCGGCUUCGCGGUCAAGUGGACUAAGUUUUUAUUUCAGCUCAUGGUGUUUCUUUUACCGUUUGUGAGCUCUGCAUUCUGUGGGCAUUUAGGCAAAAUUGAGCUGGACUCUGUGACACUUGGUGUAGCUAUUAUAAAUGUGACAGGGUUAUCCGUGGCCUUUGGUAUGACUGCUGCAUGUGACACACUCAUAUCCCAGACAUACGGUAGUAAAAACCUGAAACGUGUGGGAACAAUACUGCAGAGAGGAAUUCUCAUCUCAAUGCUCUGUUGUUUUCCUUGUUGGGCUAUUUUCAUUAACACAGAGCAAAUACUGCUCCUCUGCAAACAGCAUCCGGAUAUAGCCAGGUUGACACACAAAUACGUAAUGACAUUUUUGCCUGCACUUCCAGCAACUUUUCUUCUGCAGCUACAAGCAAAAUAUUUACAGAAUCAGAAAAUAAUGUGGCCUCAGGUCUUCACUAGUAUAUUAGUAAAUGUGAUUAAUGCAGUGGCCAAUGCAAUUUUAAUUUAUGGUCUGAAGAUGGGAGUGGAGGGCUCAGCUUGUGCAAACACAAUAUCUCAGUGGGCAAUGGCCCUAUUUCUGUUUAUAUAUAUAAUAGUGAAAAAACUACACGUCCAAACAUGGGGAGGGUGGUCCAAAGACUGUCUUCAGGAAUGGGGUCCAUACAUGAGCUUGGCCAUACCAAGUAUGCUAAUGGUGUGUAGUGAGUGGUGGAGCAUGGAAAUUGGAGGGUUUUUGGCAGGACUUAUCAGUGUGGUAGAACUUGGAGGUCAAGCUGCAAUGAUGGAGCUGGUCACAUUGGCAAUUAUAUUUCCGAUAGGUUUGGGAGCAGCUGGAAGUGUCAGGGUAGGAAACGCAUUAGGAGCCGGAAAAGCAGAGGAAGCAAAGAAAUCCAGUAAAGUUGUGCUUUGUUUUGGAGUGAUAUCUGGGUUGACAGUUGGUUGUUUUUUAGCUGCACUGAAGAAUGUAAUUGGCUAUGUUUUUACAACAGAUAGGGAUAUUCUCUCCUUGGUUUCACAAAUCAUGCUCGUAUUUGCUCCAUUUCACAUAUGUGAUGCAACAAAUAUUUCCAGUGGAGGAGUAUUAAGAGGAUUAGGAAGGCAAAAAAUUGGAGCUAUUACCAAUGUAAUCGGCUACUAUCUUAUUGGUCUCCCACUUGGAAUUUCACAGAUGUUUCUGGUGAAACUUGGAAUCAUAGGCACUUCAGAAAAAGCCAUGACACUGGUGCCAAUGUCAAGACAUAUUUCUGCAGUGGUGUCAGAGAGUGAAGGUGAAUACAAGAACCGGGAUCGCUUACUAGAUUGUGUGGCAUCUGAGAGACUGGCCUGCACUUCUGGGAGCUCAUGA
Molecule: messenger RNA, 1368 nt
Organism: Bufo gargarizans (Asiatic toad)
Lineage: Eukaryota; Metazoa; Chordata; Amphibia; Anura; Bufonidae
Product: multidrug and toxin extrusion protein 2-like
Exons: 15
Coding region: 1-1368 (455 amino acids)
Biological process (GO): xenobiotic detoxification by transmembrane export across the plasma membrane
Cellular component (GO): membrane
Molecular function (GO): xenobiotic transmembrane transporter activity; antiporter activity
Source: RefSeq, a predicted model, not a curated record